AUGGAGUACGAAAAAGAUCCAGCAUGGCCUUAUUUACGGCAAUCGAACGAGCAGAUGAUUGCGGAUCAAUCGAAACCGUAUGAUUCGAAAAAAAACGUAUGGAUUCCAGAUGCGGAGGAUGGUUACAUCGCAGCUGAAGUAAAAGCUACUAAAGGGGACAUGGUUACUGUAGUUUCCGGUCGAGGAAAUGAAAUAACGCUGAAAGCAGAAAUCGUGCAAGAGAUGAAUCCUCCUAAAUUUGAAAAAACUGAGGACAUGUCAAAUUUGACAUUUCUUAACGAUGCUUCUGUCUUACACAACUUACGAGCACGUUAUGGUCAAAUGAUGAUUUAUACAUAUUCGGGAUUGUUCUGUGUUGUAAUCAAUCCUUAUAAGCGGUUGCCAAUUUAUGAACCAUCAGUGGCGGAAAUGUAUAUGGGUAAACGGAGGACUGAAAUGCCACCACAUUUAUUCGCUGUAUCUGAUGAAGCCUACCGCAAUAUGUUAAUAGAUCAUGAAAAUCAAUCAAUGUUAAUCACGGGAGAAUCUGGCGCUGGAAAGACUGAAAAUACCAAAAAGGUCAUUGCCUACUUUGCCACUGUAGGUGCAUCUCAACAAGAAGCAGCUCAGAAAGCAAACAAGCAACCAGAAGCAGCUCCAGAUCAGCCAGCAAAAAAGAAAGUCACUUUAGAAGAUCAGAUUGUGCAGACAAAUCCUGUUUUGGAAGCAUUUGGUAAUGCUAAAACUGUUCGUAAUAAUAAUUCAUCACGAUUUGGCAAAUUCAUUCGAAUCCAUUUCUCUAAAAAAGGUCGCGUUGCAUCCUGUGACAUCGAGCAUUAUUUACUGGAGAAAUCACGUGUAAUUCGACAGGCACCUGGUGAAAGAUGUUAUCAUAUCUUUUAUCAAAUCUUUUCUGAUCACAUUGCAUCGCUAAAGAAAGAUUUAAUGCUGGACAAACCUCUAAAAGAUUAUUACUUUGUUGCACAAGCAGAACUCACUAUUGAUGGUGUGAAUGAUAAGGAAGAACACAAAUUGACAGAUGAAGCGUUUGAUAUUUUGCAUUUUACUCCAGAAGAAAAAAUGAAUUGCUAUAAGUUAGUAGCAGCAAUGAUGCAUAUGGGGAAUAUGAAGUUCAAGCAACGUCCACGAGAAGAACAAGCAGAGCCUGAUGGUACUGAUGAGGCGGAGAAAGCUUCUGCCAUGUAUGGUUUAAAUCAUGAAGAGUUUCUGAAAGCUUUGACUAAACCAAAAGUUAAAGUGGGAAAUGAAUGGGUGCAUAAAGGUCAAAACAUUGACCAAGUUACUUGGGCUGUUGGAGCCAUGGCCAAAGGCUUGUAUUCAAGAACCUUCAACUGGCUUGUUAAAAAAUGUAAUAUUACACUAGAUCAAAAGGGUAUUUCGCGGGAUUUCUUCAUUGGAGUUUUGGAUAUUGCUGGAUUUGAAAUUUUUGAUUUUAACUCAUUCGAGCAACUCUGGAUCAAUUUUGUAAAUGAAAAAUUGCAACAAUUUUUCAACCAUCACAUGUUUGUGCUUGAACAGGAAGAAUACGCACGUGAGGGCAUUCAGUGGACAUUUAUUGAUUUCGGCUUAGAUUUGCAAGCUUGCAUUGAAUUAAUUGAAAAACCAUUAGGAAUUCUGUCAAUGUUAGAUGAAGAAUGUAUUGUACCUAAAGCAACUGAUCUUACUCUUGCACAAAAAUUAAACGAUCAGCAUUUGGGCAAGCAUCCUAAUUUUGAAAAACCGAAGCCACCGAAAGGAAAGCAAGGUGAAGCACAUUUUGCUAUGAGACACUAUGCGGGUACUGUGCGAUACAAUGUAUCAAAUUGGCUUGAGAAGAAUAAAGAUCCUCUCAACGAUACUGUAGUUGCUGUGAUGAAGCACUCAACCGGAAACGCAUUACUGAACGAAAUCUGGCAAGAUUAUACAACACAAGAAGAAGCUGCUGCUGCUGCUAAAGAAGGCGGACCAGGUAAGAAGAAGGGCAAGUCAGGAUCAUUCAUGACCGUUUCUAUGUUGUACCGUGAAUCACUAAAUAAUCUGAUGACGAUGUUGAACAUGACACAUCCACACUUCAUCCGUUGUAUUAUUCCCAAUGAGAAAAAAACAUCUGGUUUGCUGGAUGCAGCUUUAGUACUGAACCAGUUGACAUGUAAUGGUGUGCUGGAAGGUAUUCGUAUCUGCCGCAAAGGCUUCCCAAAUAGGAUGUUGCACAAAGAUUUUAAAAUACGUUACUCAAUACUAGCCGCAGAUGAAUCAGUUAGUGCAACGGAGCCGACUAAAGUAGCGAACGCAAUGCUCGAUAAACUCGUUAAGAAUGGUGUUUUAACACAAGAGAACUUUCGAAUUGGUGAAACAAAAGUAUUCUUCAAAGCAGGUGUAUUAGCUCACUUGGAAGAUGUUCGAGAUGAAGCACUAAAAUCUGUAAUAACGAAACUACAAGCGCAAGUUAAGUGGUAUUUGGGUAUAAUUGACAGAAAACGACGCAUUGAGCAGAAAGCUGGCAUGAUAGUUUUACAACGCAAUGUGCGAAGUUGGUGCUCGUUAAGAAUGUGGAAUUGGUUCAAGUUGUAUACUAAUGUACGACCAAUGUUGAAGGAAGGCAAGAUUGCUGAAGAAAUGGAAAAACUGCAAGAGAAACUGAAAUCUCUAGAAGAAACACUUCAGAAAGAAGGAAAUUUGAAAAACGAACUAGAUGAAUCUUCCAAAAAAAUGGAAACUGAAAAAGCUGAAUUAUUUGAGCAACUUGAAGCUAUCAAGAAUAAAUUGCUUACAUCCGAAGGACGCCUUGCAGAAAUGGACGGAUUAAAAAGUGACACACAAAAAAGACUUGAGGAAUUAAACGAGCAGCUAGCUGAUGUUGAAGAUCAGAAUGCUGAGAUUCAGCGAGCAAAGAAAAAGGUUGAAGGAGAAAUUGAUGCGUUAAAAAAGCAAAUACAAGAUUUGGAAAUGAGCGUACGUAAAGCAGAGAUGGAAAAACAAUCGAAAGAUCAUCAGAUUCGAUCUCUUCAAGAUGAAUUACAGCAGCAAGAAGACACAAUCACGAAAGUGAAAAAAGAAAUUAAGCAUCAAGAAGAAAUGAACAAAAAAAUCAUUGAGGAUUUACAAAAUGAGGAAGAUAAAACAAAUCACUUAAAUAAAAUUAAAAAUAAACUAGAUCAAACUCUUAUUGAUUUAGAAGAUAAUCUCGAACGUGAAAGACGAGCAAAAUCAGAUGCCGAGAAAUCUAAAAGGAAAGUGGAGGGGGAAUUGAAAAUAGCGCAGGAAACAAUUGAUGAAGCGACACGUCAAAGACGUGAUCUAGAAAAUAAUAUGAAACGAAAGGAAACUGAAAUGAAUGCGCUCAGUAGCAGACUAGAAGAUGAGCAAGGAACAAUUAGUAGAUUGCAAAGGCAAAUCAAAGAAUUACAAAGUCGUACUGCAGAAUUGGAAGAUGAAGUGGAAAAUGAGCGACAAUCUCGUUCAAAGACAGACAAAGCUCGAUCAGACAUUCAACGUGAACUAGACGAAUUGAAUGAUCGGUUAGACGAACAAGGUGGUGCUACUGCAGCUCAAAUUGAAAUCAACAAAAAGCGAGAAGCUGAAUUAGCUAAACUACGUCGUGAUAUUGAAGAAGCAAAUCUGAGUCAUGAAGGUCAGAUUGUUUCUCUGCGGAAGAAGCAUACAGAUGCUGUAGCUGAAUUAACAGAUCAGUUAGAUCAGAUACAAAAGCAGAAGCAAAAACUUGAAAAAGAUAAAACACAAAUCGUUCGAAAUACUGAAGAUUUAGCUGCUCAAUUAGAUGCCGAAAGUUCUGCGAAGGUAAGCAAUGAAAAACUUGUUAAACAGUUUGAGCUACAGUUGAAUGAUUUGCAAGCUAAAUCUGAUGAGCAAUCUCGUCAAUUACAAGAUUUCAAUUUGAUGCGGAAUCGUUUGACGAAUGAAAAUGGGGAUCUCAGCAGACAAUUAGAAGAUGUGGAAGAACAGGUUGCUAGCUUGCAAAGGAUUAAAAUGCAGCUUACACAACAACUUGAAGAUGUUCGAUCCGCGGCGGAUGAAGAAGUCCGUGAGCGACAAGCGCUUGCAGCUCAAGUGAAAAAUAUUCAGAUAGAAGUUGAACAAGCACACAACAAUUUAGAAGAUGAAAUUGAAUCCAAGAAUGAAGUAGCACGACAGUUAAGCAAAGCAAACGCUGAAAUUCAGCAGUGGCAGUCGCGUUUCGAACAAGAUGGCAUGCUUCAAGCAAGCGAAGUGGAAGAAGUUCGACGUAAGCAAGCCAUUAAAAUAAAUGAAUUACAAGAAGCCCUGGAACAGGCCAAUCAGAAGAUUGCAUCUUUGGAUAAGGCGAAGUCACGCUUACUUGGUGACUUAGACGAUGCUCAAGUUGAUGUAGAACGGGCAAAUGCAACAGCCAGUCAUUUGGAAAAGAAACAAAAAGGCUUUGAUGCUCUUGUUGAUGAAUGGAAAAAGAAAACGGAUGAUUUGGCAGCUGAACUUGACGGUGCUCAACGUGAAACUCGUAAUCUUUCCACAGAUUUGUUUAAAAUGAAGACAAUGCAUGAAGAGUUAUUGGAAACCAUUGAAGGAUUACGUAGGGAGAAUAAAGGUUUAAGUAAUGAAAUCAAAGAUCUUACUGAUCAGCUAGGCGAAGGUGGACGUUCUCAGCAUGAUAUGCAGAAAGCAAUCCGUCGAUUAGAAAUUGAAAAAGAAGAAUUACAGCGUGCUCUUGACGAGGCAGAAGGAGCAUUAGAAGCUGAAGAAAGCAAAGUAAUGCGAGCUCAAGUCGAAGUAUCACAGAUUCGUUCAGAAAUUGAGAAAAGGAUACAAGAAAAAGAGGAAGAUUUUGAUAAUACCCGACGAAAUCAUCAGCGAGCGUUGGAGUCUAUGCAAGCUUCGCUAGAAGCAGAAGCAAAGAGUAAAAAUGAGCUCCUUCGGGUGAAAAAGAAGCUUGAAUCAGAUAUUAACGAACUUGAAAUCACAUUGGAUCACGCAAAUAAAGCAAAUGCUGAUGCGCAGAAGAAUUUGAAACGAUGUAUGGAGCAAAUACGUGAAAUACAAGCACAAAUCGAAGAAGAGCAGCGGCAACGCGAUGAAAUGAAGCAGCAGUAUUACAGUGCUGAAAAACGUGCACAAAUGUUAGAAGCUGAGAAAGAUGAAAUUGCCCAAUCAUUGGAGCAAGCAGAAAGAUCACGGAAACAAGCAGAAUUUGAAUCUUCUGAAAGUCGAGAUCAAGCUAAUGAGUUGAAUAUGCAAGUAUGCAAUUUGAGUGCUGCCAAGAGGAAAGCUGAAGGAGAACUGCAGGCAAGAUUUCCUGCAAUACACGCAGACAUGGAUGAGACACUUAAUGAGUUCCGAGCAUCAGAAGAACGAAGCAAGAAGGCGCUAUCUGACGUUGAAAGGCUUGCUGAAGAGUAUCGACAGGAAAAAGAACAUGGUUUGCAUAUUGAACGAAUGAAAAAAGGUCUUGAAGCACAAAUCAAAGAAAUACAAAUACAAUUGGAAGAAGCUGAACAAGUGGCACUGAAGGGAGGCAAGAAAGUAAUCUCGAAAUUAGAGCAGCGUAUUCACGAUCUUGAAAGUGAGCUUGAUGGUGAACAACAUCGUUUUCAAGAUGCUAAUAAAAAUGUUGCAAAAUCAGAAAGGCGAGUGCGUGAAUUGCAAUUCCAAGUAGAAGAAGAUAAGAAGAAUUAUGAACGCUUGCAAGAUCUCGUUGACAAACUUCAGAGCAAAAUUAAGACCCAGAAAAAGCAGUUAGAAGAAGCUGAAGAGUUAGCCAGCUUGAAUUUACAAAAGUAUCGGCAAAUUCAGCAUCAAUUAGAAGAUGCUGAAGAACGUGCAGAAAACGCCGAAAGUUCAGUCUCCAAGAUGCGGUCAAUGAGUCGAACAGCAAUGUCAGCAGCACCGGGAUCAGGGCUACAACAAACUCGUUCCACUACCUUACUGCAUUCAGCAACUCGUAAUCGAGUUUCCAUAAGACCAAAAUGUUUACGAAUAUUUGAUUCAAUUUAUUCAGUUCUUGGACGUUUCUGCUCAACAACCAACGAUAGUGGUGAAUGUGGAGAUGAAACUUUUCCAGAAGUUCUAUCACUUAAACCGGCUGGACUGCAACAGUCUACUGGUGAAGUAAUCUAG
Thelazia callipaeda (thelaziosis nematode) is the source of this 6087-nucleotide messenger RNA. NCBI's taxonomy places the organism in Eukaryota, Metazoa, Nematoda, Chromadorea, Rhabditida, Thelaziidae. The record is from the annotation of a GenBank genome assembly.